Molecule: messenger RNA, 3107 nt
Organism: Cyprinus carpio (common carp)
Lineage: Eukaryota; Metazoa; Chordata; Actinopteri; Cypriniformes; Cyprinidae
Product: gremlin-2-like
Exons: 2
Coding region: 262-810 (182 amino acids)
Biological process (GO): animal organ morphogenesis
Molecular function (GO): BMP binding; receptor ligand activity
Source: RefSeq, a predicted model, not a curated record
GAGAGAGAGAGAGAGAGAGGGAGAGAGGGAGAGAGGGAGAGAGAGGGAGGCAUGAUUUGUUUGCUGAUCAGAGCCAAUAGAAAGCUCUCAGUGUGAUCAGAUCCACAUGCAAGUGACGGAGACGAGCCAGAAAGCAGAGUUCAAACACACACACACACACACAGAGAGAGAGAGAUUGAUAGAGUCUCCUCCAGCAGAAAGCAGCAUCAGUCUGAGAGGAUCCUUCACAAACAGCAGCAGAGGCUCUCUUCUGCUCCGUCCAUGGGCCGGCGUUCCUGGACACCGUCUCUGACCGCACACUCGUCCAGGAUGAGCUGUAAGGUGGCGCUGUGGCUGCUGCUCGCCGGUCUGCUGUGUCUCGCCUCUGCCGGCCGUAAAUCCCGGCCGCAGGGAUCCAUCCCGUCACCCUACAAGACCAACUCCAACACCUCCGACCGGCGCACACGCAAACAGGAAGUGCUGGCCUCCAGCCAGGAAGCUCUGGUGGUGACAGAGCGCAAGUACCUGAAGAGCGACUGGUGCAAGACGCAGCCGCUGCGGCAGACGGUCAGUCAGGAGGGCUGCAAGAGCCGCACCGUCAUCAACCGCUUCUGCUAUGGCCAGUGCAACUCCUUCUACAUCCCGCGGCACGUCAGGAAAGAGCAGGAGUCCUUCCAGUCCUGCGCCUUCUGCAGGCCGCAGCGCUUCACCAGCCUCACCGUGGAGCUCAACUGCCCUGACCUGCAGCCGGACGUCCGCUACCGCAAGAUCCAGCGCGUCAAGCAGUGCCGCUGCAUGUCCGUCAGCGUGUCCGAGUCUGGGAAACAGUGAGAUACUGACCAUGUUUCACUGGAAAACACCUGCUGCUAAUCUGAGCUGAGAGACUGCAAGGCUUCAGCACGCCAUCUUAGGACUGUCCUGCUGGACACUGGUCACUAUCAGUCACCACUGGUCACUGUCGGUCACCAUUGGUCUCCAACGGUCUCCAUCAGUCACUAUUGGUCACUAUCAUCUGACACUAUCGCUCACUAUUGGUCACUAUCAUCUGACACUAUCGCUCACUACUGGUCUCCACUGGUCAAUCUCGGUCAUCAUUGGUCACUAUCUUCAUUGGCUACUGUCAGUCAUCACUGGUCUCCAUCGGACUCUAUUGGUCACCAUUGGUCACUAUCAUUCAUCACUGGACACUAUUGGUCACUAUCAGUCAUCAUUAGACACCAUUGAUCACUGUUGGUCACCACUGGUCUCCAACCGUCACUGUUGGUCACUAUCGGUCAUCAUCGGACAGUAUUGGUUACUACUGGUCUCCAUUGGACGUCAAUAUCAGUUUUCAUUGGACACUAUUGGUGACCAUAGGUCUUCAUUGGUCACCAUUGGUCUCCAACAGUCUCUAUCAUUCACCGUUGGUCACCAUAGGUUUUCAUUGUUCACUAUCAGUCAUCACUGGACACUAUUUAUCACUAUCAGUCAUUGUUAGACACUUUUGGUCACCGCUGGUCUCCAGCCUUUACUGUUGUUCACUAUAGGUCAUCAUCGGACACUAUCGGUUACUACUGUUCUCCAUCGGACUAUAAGUCACUAUCAGUUAUCAUUGGACACUAUUGGUCACCAUAGGUAUUCAUUGGUCACUGUCGGUCACCACUGGUCUCCAACAGUCUCUAUCAGUCACCGUUGGUCAUUAUAGGUCUUCACUGGUUACUAUUGGACACCAUCAGUCAUCAUUGGACACUAAUGGUCACCAUAGGUCUUCAUUGGUCACUGUCGUUCACCAUUGGUCUCCAACAGUCUCUAUCAGUCACCGUUGGUCACUAUAGGUCUUCACUGGUUACUAUUGGACACUAUCGGACACCAUAGGUCUUCAUUGGUCACUGUCGGUCACCAUUGGUCUCCAACAGUCUCUAUCAGUCACUGUUGGUUACUAUCGGACACUAUCAGUCAUCAUUGGACAAUAUCGGUCUCCACUGGACACUAUUGGUCACUAUCAGUCAUCACUGGUCACUAAGGUCAUUAUCGGUCACUAGAGAGUGUGUGGAAACUAACGGACGUGCAGAGAAAUGACUCCACACUGAACUCUGUGCGGGAGCUGCUGCCUGUGUGAUGAUCACUGAUAGUUAACACCAAACAUCCAUAACUAGACCGAUUAUAGAGAUUCUAUAGAUAUAUGGUACAGAAAAAGUAUAUAUAUGUAGAGAAACAACUUAAGUCUAUAUUAAAAGUAUUGAGUUCUAUUCUAGUCUUCUGUUUUUUUAGGGGUUCAGUCUGGUUUAUCUAAAGCUGACAUGGGAAAACUAGCCUCCAUGUGGUUUAAUCCGGUUGGUUUUCUUCAUUGGUUAGCAGUUAUUAAAACCCUGGAAGAUUCACAUUAUUAUGUUCGAGAACCUCAGUAAUCAAUUCAAUGCAGAUCCAAUGCAAAUCUUUGGGGAAAAUUGGUGUACUGGAUAUAAAGGCCCGCCCACACCAAGAAUGAUAACUAUAACAAAGUUUCAAUAAUCGCUGUAACUAUAAGAGAACAGUGCAGUCCACAUCGCAACUAUAUGAUAUGGCCUUUAGUCUCACAAUUCUGACUUUUUCCUUGCAAUUCUGGGUUUAUCUCACAGUUCUGAAUUUUUCUUGCAUUCAGAAUUGCAAGAUAUAAACUCAGAAAUGCAAUAUAUGAACUCCGUACUGCAAGCGAAAGGUCUGAAUAUUUGAGAAAACACAAUUGUGAGGAAAAAAAAGACAGAAUUGUGAUUAAGUCAAAAUUAGGAGAUGCAAACUCAGAAUUAAGAGAAAAAAGUCAUUAAUUCGCAUUCAAUUUAUAUCUUGUAAUUCUGACUUUUUCACUGAAUUUUGAGUAUAAAUCUGACAAUUUGGAGAUUAUAUCAUGCAAAAUGGAGGAAAAAAGCCAAAAUUGUAAAAUAUAAGCAUGCAAUUGUCAGAAAAGGUCAGAAAUUUACGAUUUUAAAAAAAAGUCACAUUUACCUUUAUUUUUUUGUUUUAUGGUAGAAAACAAAGAAACAAUUCCAAGAUGUAAACUCAGAAUUGAGAGAUAAAUAAAUUUUAAGAUAUCAACUGAUUUUCGUGUAAUUAUGAAUUUACAUCUCGCAAUGGACUUUUUUCUCUGAAUUGCAAGUUUUUGUCUUCUUGCA